AUGGUCGAUGAUCAUGGAAGGGAACCCGAUAAUCACCAAGGUCUUGUCUUGGAGUCAAGAGAUUGUAGCGCAGAUGCAAUCGGAUCGCAGUCGGCCCAACAACCCAAUCGCUUUUUCACUUAUUCCGACUCGUCCGGUGGGCAACGGGAUCGGGCAUCCGGUCCUGCGGUUGGGGGUUUCAGGCUUUUAUCCUCAGGUGAUGUACCUGCAGUACAUUCUCCUCAGGUGACAAAUCUCAAUCAGACGUGA
Messenger RNA from Opisthorchis viverrini, 249 nucleotides. RefSeq lists its product as hypothetical. Lineage: Eukaryota; Metazoa; Platyhelminthes; Trematoda; Opisthorchiida; Opisthorchiidae. The record is from RefSeq and is a predicted model, not a curated record. The transcript has a single exon. Bases 1 to 249 code for a protein of 82 amino acids.